Vicia villosa (hairy vetch) is the source of this 599-nucleotide messenger RNA. Its product is annotated as signal recognition particle 9 kDa protein. The transcript is spliced from 4 exons. Gene Ontology annotation, molecular function: 7S RNA binding. Gene Ontology annotation, cellular component: signal recognition particle, endoplasmic reticulum targeting. Gene Ontology annotation, biological process: SRP-dependent cotranslational protein targeting to membrane; negative regulation of translational elongation. NCBI's taxonomy places the organism in Eukaryota, Viridiplantae, Streptophyta, Magnoliopsida, Fabales, Fabaceae. The record is from RefSeq and is a predicted model, not a curated record. Bases 116 to 427 code for a protein of 103 amino acids.
UAUUUCCACCCCUAACCCCUGUGUAAUUUGAAGCCAAAGGUGGGUUCCACUUCCCCUUUCACUCCACCGGAUCCCGACCUCGACGAAACCUCAUACGACGGUGCGACGAGCCAACAUGGUUUACAUUACUUCAUGGGACGACUUUCUGGAACGAUCCGUUCAGCUAUUCCGCGCCGAUCCUGAAUCUACAAGGUAUGUGAUGAAGUAUAGACACUGUGAUGGAAAAUUGGUACUCAAGGUUACUGAUAAUCGACAGUGUCUAAAGUAUAAGACAGACCAAGCACAAGAAGCUAAGAAGAUGGAAAAACUUAAUAAUAUAUUCUUUACGCUGAUGGCCCGGGGACCAGAAGUGGAUCUUUCUGAAGUCACCGGGAAAGAACAAGUUGAUGCACAACCGACUAAAAAAGGAAGAGGAAGAAAGCAAUAACUGAUGUAACUUUCUGUCAAAAUAGACCAUGAAUCUUAGGAAUCCAGUAAUGAUUUUGAUAGAUUCUUUACCCAUUCCAAAAUUUUACAGCAAUGCCUUGAUCACAUUUACAUUAUUUGUUUUCUGAUUUCACCUUUCUAAAAUUUUAAUCUCGGCCAUGGUUUUGACUUCA